Molecule: messenger RNA, 2047 nt
Organism: Solanum tuberosum (potato)
Lineage: Eukaryota; Viridiplantae; Streptophyta; Magnoliopsida; Solanales; Solanaceae
Product: eukaryotic peptide chain release factor GTP-binding subunit ERF3A-like
Exons: 18
Coding region: 526-1677 (383 amino acids)
Molecular function (GO): GTPase activity; GTP binding
Source: RefSeq, a predicted model, not a curated record
UUUUGGUUUCAACUUUCACAAGUGGUGAAUGCAGAAGCGGACAGCGUUUAAACUUGUUCACUAAAAUAUAUAGGAGUUGCCAACUUUGGUUUAAACUUCUUCGCUACUACUAAAAUACUACAGGUCUCUGCAUUUAGCUCCUCUCUGCUAACCGAAUCCUUCUCUAUUCAGCUUACCGCAAUGGAAGAUAGUGUGGUGACUAAUGCUGAAGAUGGCAAACCUGAUGAAGCUGUAUAACCUGAUAAAAUUGAUGGAGGCCUGAAAAAGGAAGCAAAUGCAAACGUGAAUCCAACACAUGUUGCAGUUGAUAGAAAGAGACAUCUGAAUGUUGUAUUCAUUGGUCAUGUUGUUAGUCCGAGUCAGCUGGGGACUUGCAGUUUGUAUGAUAAGCAACUUCAUAGAUUCUAAUAUGCUGGAAAGUCCACAGCUGGAGGACAAAUACUAUUUCUUAGUGGUCAAGUUGAUGAUCGGACUAUCCAGAAGUAUGAGAAGGAAGCAAAGGAUAAGAGUAGAGAGAGUUGGUAUAUGGCCUAUAUCAUGGAUACAAAUGAAGAGGAGAGAGCGAAGGGAAAAACAGUUGAGGUAGGAAGAGCACAUUUUGAAACAGAGACAACAAGAUUUACAAUCUUGGAUGCCCCGGGUCACAAGAGUUACAUCCCGAAUAUGAUUAGUGGAGCAUCUCAAGCCGAUAUAGGUGUAUUGGUUAUAUCCGCUAGAAAGGGUGAAUUCGAAACUGGAUAUGAAAGAGGUGGACAAACACGUGAACAUGUUCAACUUGCAAAGACUCUAGGAGUUUCUAAGCUCCUUGUUGUUGUAAAUAAGAUGGAUGAUCCUACUGUCGUCUGGUCUAAAGAAAGGUAUGACGAUAUCCAGUCCAAAAUGAUGCCAUUCUUAAAAUCAUCUCAAUACAAUGUAAAGAAAGAUGUUCAGUUCCUGCCAAUCUCUGGUCUCCUUGGUUCAAAUAUGAAAACUCGGGUGGAGGAAAGAGUAUGCGCAUGGUGGGAUGGUCCAUGCCUUAUUGAAGCUCUUGAUGCGGUAGAAGUUCCUCCCCGAGAUCCUGAAGGUCCACUAAGAAUGCCUAUUAUCGAUAAAUUUAAAGACCUGGGAAAUGUUGUUAUGGGUAAAACAGAAUCUGGGAGCAUUUGUGAGGGUGAUAGUUUGUUGAUGAUGCCAAAUAAGGCUGUUGUGAAAGUACCUGCUCUAUUUUGUGAUGAAGAUAGAGUUAGGUACGCAGAUCCGGGGGAAAAUGUACGAGUUAGGUUAUCUGGAAUCGAGGAAGAGGACAUUUUGUCGGGUUUUGUCUUGUGCAGUGUUGCAAAGCCCAUACCUGCAGUUACUGAGUUUGUUGCACAGUUACAGAUCUUGGAGCUGUUGGACAAUGCUAUUUUUACUGCUGGCUACAAGGCUGUGUUGCAUAUUCAUGCUAUUGUUGAGGAAUGCGAGAUUGUUGAACUGAUGCAGCAGAUUGAUCUCAAGAAAAAGAAGCCCAUGAAGAAAACACCUUUGUUUGUGAAGAACGGAGCAAUCGUUCUAUGUCGUGUUCAGGUGAAUAAUCUGAUUUGUAUCGAGAAGUUCUCUGAUUUUCCACAACUUGGGCGGUUCACUCUUCGCAGUGAAGGGAAAACUGUUGCUGUGGGGAAAGUUACCACCCUUCCUACUGUUGCUAAUAAUGCGUGAACAACUUGAUAACUGAAAAGAGGAAAGGUCAGUUGAACUUAGAUGGCAGCAGACACAAUUUUUGGUCCUUUGCAGCAUUAACCUGGAGCUAAGUUGAUGUGAUCUGCUAUAUGCGUAAACGUUCACCAGUUUAGUGUCUGCGUAGUGUGCUAUUGGUUCUGGUAUCUGUUGUCGUUUUAUAGUACCAUCCGAUGAUGGUGCUUGUUUUUUAUUGCGCAGUGCUGUAUGAAUCUAUCUUGAUUUUGGUAGAUGAUCCAUUUUACAUGCUGGUCGAUCUUAUAUAUGCACAAAAAUACCGAUAAUUGGGCCUUUGCUUAUAGCUGAAUGCAUAGCAAUUAAUCCUUUUGAAAUACGAUUGCAUUGAUCUCCA